UGUAUAUAAGAGGCAAAUCGGCGUCUUCGGGAAGUCAAUUCGGAAGAAAAACCACUCGACCAAGAUGAACCGCCUCGCCAUCCUGCUGAUGGCGCUCCUGCUGGGGGCGUCCCUCGCACUCGCGCAGCCCAACAGAGGGCAGACGACGUCAGGAACGCAGACGAGGCACUUUGGCUUUGGUGGUUUAGGCGGUUUCGGCGGUUUGGGCGGUUACGGCGGUUACGGCGGUUAUGGCGGUUAUGGCGGUUACGGCGGUUAUGGCGGUUAUGGUGGAUAUGGUCAUGGCCAUAGAUAUCCUUAUGGACAUCACUUUGGUUGAUUUUAUCCGGCCAUGAUCGCUUCGGUGGAACUGGGUGCGGAGAUUGUCUAAUUUGUAAUUGUAUUUUCAUAUUCAUUAAAGGUCUUUUGUUUUCUUUUUCGUCAUUUCUGUAACCAGAUCAUUUUCUUUCUCACUCUCUGUGUGUAAGGCCUUUUAUUUUCAUUUUGUCUUAUUAAUUCGAUGUAUGGUUCGCAAUAAAUUUUGUGUGAGCAA
Molecule: messenger RNA, 532 nt
Organism: Penaeus monodon (black tiger shrimp)
Lineage: Eukaryota; Metazoa; Arthropoda; Malacostraca; Decapoda; Penaeidae
Product: claw keratin-like
Exons: 2
Coding region: 65-319 (84 amino acids)
Source: RefSeq, a predicted model, not a curated record